Molecule: messenger RNA, 1975 nt
Organism: Acyrthosiphon pisum (pea aphid)
Lineage: Eukaryota; Metazoa; Arthropoda; Insecta; Hemiptera; Aphididae
Gene: mthl5
Product: G-protein coupled receptor Mth-like 5
Exons: 6
Coding region: 185-1738 (517 amino acids)
Biological process (GO): cell surface receptor signaling pathway
Cellular component (GO): membrane
Molecular function (GO): transmembrane signaling receptor activity
Source: RefSeq, a predicted model, not a curated record
AACCAGACCCAUCGUGACCGGGCGCCGAACCACAACCGUCGCACAAGGCGACACGAUCACACGCGCGUGCGUCUCGUUCCGUUGCCGCCGACGUCUCUUCUACAGCAGGCCGCGAACGCGUUUCGCCAUCGUCCACAGACCCGAAGGCGGCCACUCGCCAUGGCGUGAUCAUGCGGCGGACGCGAUGCGCAUCAGCAGCCGGUCGUUGAACGGCGGCCGAGGCCGCGUUCUGCUGCGGCUGGCCUUUGCGUUGCUCCUGCAGCUGCACGCUUGCGCCGCCGGCUUGCAGCAGAACGCCGCGCCGACGACCACAGCCACCGAGGAUGUGGCCGCGACCACAGCGGUGGUGCACAAGUGUUGCGGCCGCGACGAGAUCGUCGUCGUCAACCGAUGCCGGAGCGCCAACGAAACCGGCUCCACGCCGUGGACGCCCGAGUUCAACGCCAGCCACGAAGACGAACCCGCCGCCGGACAAAACACUAUUCCGGCCUCGUCUGUGCCUUAUAAAUUAGCCACCGGAUUCCCAAACUGUAAAACCCGUCAACAAUGGUUGGUGUACCAUUACCGCGGAUCCGGCGACCGACUGGUGUUGUACCCGAACGGAAAACUCAGACACUACGUCCUUAAACAUCAGCACGGCAGCAGCGAAGAACAACAGCAACAGAACCGUGACUUCAUCGUGGAUCACGAACGUUCCUUCGACUACGAACAAGGAUUUUACUGUUUGGACAAAGUCAUUGACAUCGAUCGUCCGGACAUGAACGCACAAGUGGCCGUCAUCUGUACGCCACAGAUACCGUCACCCUGGACGGACGCCGAUUUCGUCAUGCGAAGGAUCGUCAACCCUGCUUGCCAUGCCAUCGCGAUGGUUUGCUUACUGCUCGUCGCCGUCGUCCAUUUCGUUUUGCCGCAGCUCAGAGACUUGAUCGGAAAUAUGGUGACCACUCUAGCUGGCUGUAUGAUCGUAGCCCGGAUCGCCAACAUUGUCCGCAUAUUCGUCGAGUACAACGGUCCCGUCAGCUAUUUGACAGCCGACUCGUUUCUUUACACGUCCACGCUCGGUUCGUUCUUUUGGCUGAACGCGAUGGGUUACUACAUUUGGCGUACGUUCAAGUCACGUAACGUUUUCCUGCGCAUUACCGACGGACGCAAAUACUGUUAUUACUCGUUGUACGUGUGGGGUUGCACGUUAACCAUGGGCGGCAUGGCGCUUUUCGCACAUCUGAUAUUGGACUCACGUGACAGCAACGCUAAUAGAAGCCAUUCGUCGCAUCCGUCUACGACCACAUCAAUAGAAGGAGCCAUAGGGUGGCUCGGAAUUUCCGUCAUAUUCGUCCCGGUCAUAUGCACGAUUCUAGUCAAUUUGUUCUUUUACAUUUCCACCAAGACAGUGAUCAAACGGAUGUCGACAUACGGUCAAAUCCAUCACAAAAUGAAAUAUAGUUUCGACAUGUUUUCCAAACUGUUCGCGAUCAUGGUGAUCGACCUGACGCUGUUCAUCCUGUCGUGGACUCAACACGAUUCGCUGUUCUACGUGCACGUUGUCUUCAAUCCCAUACAAGCGGCGCUGGUACUGUACGUGACCGUCAUCCGACCGAAACGAGUUAAGUUUCUGCUGCGCAAGGCCUGCUGCUACGAGCGGUGCAUUUUGCCGUGUUGCCGACCAAAGGAAACGGACGUACAAGCUGGCGCUGAAUGGGGAGAGGAAAUGAUGGCGUUCAAUACUGCCGAUUAUUAGCGAUCCUUCACCCACACCCACCACCGCCAGUUUCAUUCAACGACACACCUAAUACGUUUUAUACUAAUAAAAACGAUCGAAUGUCGUCGUAUUUAUAUUAUGUCCUUAUUCGAUAAAUAUAAAUAAUUAAGGACUAUUAUAAUAAUUAGAUUUUACAUUUUUAUAAUUAUAACUAUUUUAUUUUUUAUAUAUUAUAUACGAAUCGCCAUUCCAAUAAACGCAAUAAUAAUAUUUCUA